AUGGCGGCAGCUCUGGCCAUAUGGCUGAACAAGACCGGUCGAAUCAAUGGAACCCUGGCCAUAGAGACCUGGGCCGAAGAGGCGGAUUGCGGUGACAUCACACUGGGUGGUACAGGUGGUAACUUUGCUCGAGUCUGGAUUAUCUCUUCUGCGACAGCACUUGGGCUCGUCUCGCUCAUUAUUGUUCCCAUGGUCUGGUGCAACAAGUCAAGCAGGAAGAUGAUGGGCACGGAGGACGACAGUUGCUCCACUGCAUCUAGGUUCGCACCUGUGUUUGCGCCUUUCGACCAAGGCAGCAUGAAGCCAAGAUCCACCGUCAAGGAUGAUAUCCGCCGCACAGAGCCAGACCUGGCUUCAGCGAGGCCAACUGAGAAGCCCGGCGGGCUGUUUCAGACGGAGGGCCAGGCAGAGCAGCUAAGGGUGGAAAGUGCUAUCGGUGGAAGUGGCCUUGAGAUGUAUUUCACCACCCUCCGAACCUUGGGCAUCCUCUUCGCAACCAUGGCGGCCCUCACCUUUCCCACCUCUGCCUUCUGCUUGCUGGGCACCUUUGCGCCAGACAACGGGCAGUUCUUGGCAGCUUGGGUGGCAUCUGGGGUAUUGUAUGGGAUACGCUCGUGGGGCCGAAUAGGUGUGCUUCCCUUGCUCCAGGCUCGUGCUUCCAUCGGCAACCUGGGCCUGCUCGCAGACCUCUACCAGUGCAGCUGCAGAGAUUUGGUCUGUGUCCGUGUGGGUGCAUCUGUAAUGGCUGAGUUGGCGGACUUGGAAUUGCCCUGGCCCUCUGACAGUUUCACGCUCUUGCUGCAUCUUUGCAAGGACUCGAAGGUGCUGGACCCGUUGUUGCGGAUAGUCCGGGCAGGCUGUGAUGGAGCAGAGCUGUCGGACUUGACACCCAUCUUCGCUUGGCUAGACCUCGCCUCCAUGAUCCUUCUGUUCGUCUACUUGGUGCGAUUCCGCUUCAUCGAGAUCCCUCGGAGAGCACUGACGGAUGACCUUGAGAACGUGUCGGUCCAGGACUUCUCCGUUGUCAUCGACAAGCUGCCGCCGAGGAAGCUAGGUUGCGAAUGCCUGUUCCCAGUCUUGUAUGACAAGAGCUAUUUAUUGGCCAGGAUCGACCACCAGCCCGACUACAAACGCCUGCUGAAGCUUGGGUUGCAUAGGAGAGUGAGACGUUUCUUCUUCGAGUGGAACGAGUGCAAUGCUCUCAUGAAGUGUUGGCUGUCCAGCCACUACACACCCCAGCUGCUGAGGAAGAACCACUUGGAAGAGCGGAUGAGAGUUGUGCAGGCUGGGAAGCCAGGGAUGCUCGGCUACAGUGAGAUCGGGAGAUGCUCUCAUAGCCGUAGCAACGUUAAGGGCGAUGGCAGAGGAACGGAGGCAGGAGAACCAUCCACUGCAGCAUCCGAUCCGAGGCCAGAGCCGCAUGUGGCAGAUAUCACUUUGGUGCGUGACUACGGUGGGAGGCUCGAGAGUUUGAAGGCUCGCGGCCGCAUGUUGCAGGGCAUCGACGUUGCGAAAGCUUACGGAAAAGAAAAGGCGAUCUUCAAGGCUGAGGGAAAACUGGCAAAGCUGGACAAGCGAUUGGAGGCUCAGUUGGAACCUGACAGCGAGCUUCCGGUCCUCCGUGCCUAUGUGAUCCUCAAUCGGACAGCAGACAAGCACGGCCUGAUGUACGACUACCGUCUAGCUAACUUCGCUCUGUUUCGCUGCUGCCAGUCAAGUUCGAAACGAUUUUUCGGAGCGGCGUUGCGAGUUCGGGAAGCGCCCCAGCCUUCAGAUCUCCUUUGGGAGAACCAGGAUACGCCCUGGUGGAGUCGACUUCUGAGGCAGCUUUGCAUGUUUGUCACUUUCAUCAUCAUCUUGGCGAUUUCGCUGGCGUUGAUAUAUGUGACAACUGUGUACGGCAAAAGAGAAGCCGGCGUACAGUUGAGCUACAUCGGCAACGAGUUGUGUGAUCCUGAAACGAACUACUCCGGUGCGCCAGCAGAUGACUAUAUUUGCAUUGUGAGCACUGCGGCCAACUGGACCAAAGACUUUGCGGAAUCAGAGGGCGGCAACAUUCUGAACUGCUGGUGCGAAUCUCAGGGCUAUGCGAAGUUGGUGGAGGAUACUUCCCUCGUCAGCACCUGUACGCCUUGGUUCCUAAAGACAGCGCGGGGGAUCGGCAUCAUGACACUCGCCUCCUGCGUUGUGGUACUGAUCAACUUGGUUCUGCAAUAUGUGUUGAUCGCCAUGGCAUAUUUUGAGCGACCUUUGUCCCUGACUUCGCUCAACAAGUCCAUGAUGACGAAGAUCUUUCUGGCACAGACGUUGAACACAGGUUUCGUCUUGUUCAUCGUGAACACAUACGGGCCCGACGGCAUGAAGAAACAAUGGCAGGAAGCCAUUGCACUGCUUACCGAAGCGUGGCACGCGGAUGCAGAUUCCGUGACGGUCAAUUGCACCAUCAGUGCUUGUGCUGCUGCAUACCGCUGGAAGGAGGCAACUGUGCUCUUGUCGGAGAUGGCACAGCAGACAGCCGCGCCGGAUGUGAUCAGCUACACGGCAGUGAUAAAUGCCUGUGAGAGGGCGAGGCUCUGGCAACAAGCUCUUGCUGCGCUGUCUUCGGCAAAGGCUCAGCUGGAUCCUGAUGCAUGCCUCCACAAUGCCACUAUUGCAGCAAUGCAGAGAUCGGCCCAGUGGCAAAGAGCUUUGCGGCUGCUUGAGGAGCUCUGUGACGGCGAAGCUGGCGUGCAGCCGGAUGCAAUCUCAUUCAACAGUGCCAUCAGCGCAUGCUCAAGCGCUGCUCGCUGGGAACGCAGCUUGGCCUUGCUAAUGGCCAUGCAGCGGUGGUCACUGCGCCCGGACGCUGUGGGCACCAGUGCAGCUCUCCGAGGCCUUGGACAAGCGCGCCGCUGGGCCAACGCGCUGGCUCUUCUCGAGAGCAUGCUGCCGGUGCUGCGUGCCGAUACAGUCCUUUUCAGCAGUGCAAUGAAUGCAAUCUCGGGAAGCCUGCAGUGGCAGCGCGCGCUGCUGCUUUUCGAAGAUAUGAAUGCGUUGCAAGUUCCUCCCAACGCGAUCACCUGCUCGACUGCCUUGAGCGCCUGCGACCGUGGCAGUCUCUGGUGCGAGGCUUUGCAACUAUUCGAUCAGAUUUUGCAAAGAGGAGCCAGGCAUGCGGACAGCAUCACCUACUGCAGCUCUGUCAGUGCUUGCGGCAAAGCUUCCCGGUGGUCCCAUGCACUGGCGCUGUUUGCGCAGAGUGUGGCACAAACGGUUACGCCGAACAGCUUCACGUUUAAUGCGGCCAUCAGUGCCUGUGAUCGGGGAAGUUGCUGGCCAGCUGCCGUGCAGUUGCUGGAGGACAUGAAGAAGAGCGGCAUGCAGCCAGACUUGAUCAGCUUCAAUGCGACAAUGGCAGCUUGCCAGACCGGUCAGCAGUGGCACAGGACCAUGGCACUCUUCCGUGAACUCGACAGCCAUGCCCUUCGUCCAGAUGCGGCUACUUUCAAUGCUGUGCUGGAAGCUGCUGGCGAUGCAGAGGGCGAGGCACUCUUCUUGUCCGCGAUGCAAGUCGCCUAUCCCCGGCUUCUGGCCAAGGGCCGGGAAUACUUGGACUUGCACGACCUCUCAGCCGGUGCCGCGAAGUUUGCUGUGCGAUGGUGGCUUGGCCAUGUGGGGUACAAUUCUGGCCGGCACCCUCCAGGUCUGGAGAUCAUCACCGGGCGAGGUUCCUCUCGAAAGCCAUGGUCCACCAGUGAGUUGAAAGGCUCCAUGGAGGCAUUCCUGGACCAUUUGAAUGUGCCCUGGACACGCUUGCCAAACCCAGGGCGGAUUCGAUUGCGAGACGUGCUGAAGGCCAUCCCGCUGAUCGGCACCUGGUUGUUCGCGGGACCGUUUGCGGACUUGACACGCGCUUGGUACAUCGUUGUGGGAGCGACCAUCAUGGUCAACAUGCUCCUGAACAUGGUAGUGCCACCUGCAGUUACAAUAGCGAACAUGUUUGUCACCUGGUUGAUGCGACGAUGUUGCAGAGGCAGAGUGAAGCACCAUUCGGAGCUCAUCGCGUAUUACACCAAUCCGGAGUUUGACAUCAAGCUAAAGUACGCCCAGAUGCUCACCACCGUGUUUGUUGCACUGACAUACUCGGCCGGGAUGCCUCUUCUUUAUCUCUUCGCCUUUGGCUACAUGUGCCUCAUGUACUGGGCGGACAAGGUCGCGCUUCUCUGGUGCUCCAAGCGGCCCCCCUCCUACGAUGCCCUGCUGCCGAAGGAGUCUUCCGAAAAAUUGUUGUAUGCAAUCGCUCUACACUGUGUUUUCGCCAUCCUCAUGUAUGGCCAACCCUGCGUCUUCCCAUCCAAUCCGGUUGGUGGUGACAUAGGAAAGUUCAUAGCGGAGGGCGAGUCAGCGGCCAGCGAGCACCUGCAGGGCUGGUGGCCGAGACUGACCAAGGAAAGUACCUGGAUGUUCGUGGCAUGGCUUAGCUUCAUGCUGGUACUAUGGGUGAUGUGGUGGCUGGUAUGGGCCUUUCAGGGGACGUUCGGCACUUUCGGCACGCUUCUUUGGCAGCUUUGCUGCGCCUCUAAAAAAGUGGAGGACGAGGACACUAUCGCAGCCAUCCAGCGCGGCGAGUCUGUCGACAGCAUUCGUCAAAAGACGGGCAAGACGGUGGACAUCGCCGCGACGAUGACGUGGCCAGAAGCUGCAGAGAUCAUCGACCGCUGUUCUCCCCCAUCUACGUACCACAUGGAGGAUCAUCCCGACAUGCUGGAAAUUGCACACCUCAUGAAAGCCGAGUACACGCGAGGAAGUGAAGUAAAUCCGGAAGGUGGUGAGCUUCCAGUACCGCAGCAUCCUGGCGACAGCUUCAGUGCUGCCAUGACGUGGCUUGGAAGAGUCCGGCAAGCUCGUGUUGUUCGUUCUUGCGCUGAUCGGGCUUUGUUUCGUAGCGCACAGAGACACAGGGCAGAGCCCAAGCUAGAACUUGUCUUUAUAUAUUAUAUUGUGUUAUAG
Symbiodinium sp. CCMP2456 is the source of this 4989-nucleotide messenger RNA. Lineage: Eukaryota; Dinophyceae; Suessiales; Symbiodiniaceae. The record is from the annotation of a GenBank genome assembly.